AUGGGCGGCGGCGUGCUCGGCGAGUGGCGGACGGAGUUGCGCAAGGCGAAAGAAGCCGCGAGAACAAGGGACCGGCAGGCGGCGGCGUCGCAGGACGAGGCAGAAGAGAACGACGCGACAGAGGAGGAACCCGUGUCCAGCAUGGGCUGUGACAUUCACCUGGCGCUCGAGCGCGGAAUCUUCAAGCCCGACGCGGCGACAGUCGCAGCACGCGUUUACGCACUGGCCCUCGCCAAGCAGCUCACCUCGCACGAGGCGGCGCAGGAAGAGGCGGACGCCGAACGCAAUGCCGAGCAGCUCGCCUCAGAGUGCGGGCAGGCUGACUGGGCUCACCUCAUGCAGACUGAGGAGGAAGAGCAGCCGCCGGCGCUCCUCCUGCCGCCCGAGCUGUGGGAGCGCAUCGCUCGCACCUGCCCAGUGACCCUCUGCAUGGAUUGGGUUGCGUGCCCGUUCACCCAGCUCGCCGCCCUGCCGCGCGCCGCCUUCGAGAGCAAGCACGACGGCCUCACGGCGCUGAUCAAAAGUACGGCGGAGGCAGUUUCCGAGGAGCUCAAAGGCCGGCUGGAGGAGGAGAUUCGCUCGAGCAUGCCGCCGGAAAUCGCAAGCAUGCCGUCCGACGAGGCGCAGCAGUGGCUGUCGUGGCAGGUGCAGUGGGGCCUUGAUGAGGCAAUCUCGCAGGCCGUCUCCGCAGCAGUCGUCAAGGAGAUGGGCGAGGUGGUGACCCCCGUCUUUGGGCAGGAGCUGCAGCUUGAGCGGCGCAACUACAACGCCUUUGCGCUCUUUGGCCACGGGAGCCGCGCGCAGUCCGGGCUCCGGAUCAAGCGGCUCGGCUGCGUCCGCUCCGGCCGGCCGCACCCGCACGCACUUGCGGCACGCGCACGGCAUGUCCAUGAGGUCACCCGCUGUAUAGGCUGGCCUCUCGAGAUGGCGCGGGUCGGCAUCGGGUACGGCUUCAUCCCCGAGCCCGACGACCCCAACCUGCACUCGCGCCACCACUGCUCGCUCGACGGCCUGUUCGCCGUGGACUGGGAGGAGAGCUGCUCGUCGCUCGAGGCGAGCGGGCGUGCGCUCCGCCCCAAGGGACCAACGACGGACAACCGCGGUGGGUCUUGCCUGACGCCGGAGCAGCUGGCUGAGCACGCCUCCUCCUGGCGCCAGCAUCUCCGCCUCCUCGUCAAGGAUCAGCCCGAAGAGCGCCGGGCGCAGCUCACGCGCGGCUGCGAGGUCAAGAUCACCGCGCUGUGGCCACGCUCAGCCGACCACGACUCGUACGACGACCUCCACGACGUUGCCGACGACCCCGACGAGCGCGCGUUCGACGAGGCCGUUCGCGAGAGCCUGUCUCGGGCCGAGCAAGAGCAGGAGAGACUUUUUGCCAAUCUUUCGAUCGCGACGCCGGAGGCCGAGCUGCCGGAGGCGCUGCGGCUGGAGUUUGCCGCGGCGCGCGAGGCGGCGGCCGAGCGCAUCGCGCGGGGCCAGACGCGCCGCGAGCUCCUCUCUGUCAGCUGGAGCGACGUCGACGUGCUGUCGCAGUUGAUCGCCUUCCAGACCAAGCUGCUCGAGGCGGGCGCCGAGCCCGCCGACUUCCGGGUAAUGAUCGCCUUUGACAACUGA
Messenger RNA from Emiliania huxleyi CCMP1516, 1614 nucleotides. RefSeq lists its product as hypothetical. Bases 1 to 1614 code for a protein of 537 amino acids. The transcript is spliced from 5 exons. Lineage: Eukaryota; Haptophyta; Isochrysidales; Noelaerhabdaceae. The record is from RefSeq and is a predicted model, not a curated record.